AAAACGGAUCCAGCUGUGUCCAGCUGUGUGCCCUGCGUGCGUCACACCCGUGUGCUGCUCUUUAGACAGACUAGGUGGAAGAGAAGGAAAGAUGUCGGUGCUGUCGGUGUUCCGGGGUUUGUGCUUUCUGUGGGCAGCCGUCGGCACGGCGAGGAGCGGGACCUUGUUCCUGCGGGAGAGCCUGGAGCGGGGGCCGGUCAGCUUGACCGACAUGUUCCGAGAGGUAGAGGAGUUGAUGGAGGACACUCAGCACAUACUGGAGGAGGCAGUGGACCAGAUCACUACAGAGAGUGCAAAAUCCUCUUCAGGCUCACUGGAGCUGGGUCCUAACUACCACAACGAGACUACGAUGGUGAUAAAGAACGGAGACAAAGCAGUUAAGGUGCUAGACAGAACUGACAAGGACACUAACAACAACACUGGAGAGACUCAUUUGUCCCAUGUUCAUAUGGAGAUCUCCAGCCAGUGGAACAACAUGAAUCAUGAAUGCAUGGUGGACGAGGACUGUGGCAACCUGAAAUACUGCCUGUAUGAGAUCGAGAACUCCAAAUGCCUCCCCUGUAUCCCAACAGACAUGCCCUGCAUCAAGGAUGAGGAGUGCUGCUCUGAUCAGAUGUGUGUUUGGGGCCAGUGCACAGUGAACACCACCAGUGGAACAGAGGGAACCAUCUGUCAGAGUCAGAGUGACUGCAGGCCACACCUCUGCUGUGCUUUCCAACCAGAGCUUUUAUUUCCAGUAUGUAACCCCAAACCGGGCAAGGGGGAGUCCUGUCUAAGCCACCCCAACCUGCUGAUGGACAUGCUAGCCUGGGACCAGGAGGGUCCCCGUGACCACUGCCCCUGUGCCGAUGACCUUCAGUGCCAGCCUCAUGGCCGUGGAUCUGUGUGUGGAUAACAGUACUGGAGAUUUACAGUGCAGCAGAGUUAGAUGAAAUGACCUUAACGAUCCAAAGACGGACGCCUCUGCUGAUCAACAGCUGCUG
Molecule: messenger RNA, 983 nt
Organism: Neolamprologus brichardi
Lineage: Eukaryota; Metazoa; Chordata; Actinopteri; Cichliformes; Cichlidae
Source: RefSeq, a predicted model, not a curated record